This is a messenger RNA of Thamnophis sirtalis, 741 nucleotides long. NCBI's taxonomy places the organism in Eukaryota, Metazoa, Chordata, Lepidosauria, Squamata, Natricidae. The record is from RefSeq and is a predicted model, not a curated record.
CUCGGGCAGCGUGCGCGCCCCGCCCAACCUGUACCCCGUGCUCUAUAUAUAGAUAAAGCGGCAUUGCAAAGCGGGCAGAGCCGGAGGUGGUUGGGAUCGAAGUGAGAGCCGGGGAAAGGGGAACUGAUCGGACCGACGAACAAAUUGAUCGGAUCGCCAGCGAUUCUUCCUCCCCUCGGUUUGUCCAGCCAAAGAGCUCCGCAUCGCCCCUUGUCUUGUCAUCCUGCGGGCGCCGGGAGCGUUUGUUGGCUUGCUUUUGUGUGUGUGUGUGGCUCCGGCGCCGAGCGGCUCUUCUCGCCACCAUGAAAGCGGUGAGUCCCGUCCGACACCCCAGCCGGAAAGCCCUGGCUAGCGGCUGCUGUUGCGGAGGAGGAGGAGGAGGAGGCGACGGCGGCGGCGGCGGCGAUCUGGCUCUGCGUUGCCUGGCCGAGCACGGCUGCUACAAGGGGAGCCCCUCGCUGGGCGAGGAGGAGCCCGGCGCCGCUCUGUGUCUUCAGUGCGACAUGAAUGACUGUUACAGCCGCCUUCGGAAGCUGGUGCCCACCAUUCCGCCCAACAAGCGGGUCAGCAAAGUGGAGAUCCUGCAGCAUGUGAUCGACUACAUCCUGGAUCUGCAGCUGGCCUUGGAGACCCACCCGGCUUUGCUCCGGCCGUCGCCGCCGCCGCCGCCCCCGCUGCACCCGGCAAGUUACCCGGGAGGGCCUCCCCGGACCCCGCUCACAGCACUUAACACCGACCCGG